Spirometra erinaceieuropaei is the source of this 3258-nucleotide messenger RNA. NCBI's taxonomy places the organism in Eukaryota, Metazoa, Platyhelminthes, Cestoda, Diphyllobothriidea, Diphyllobothriidae. The record is from the annotation of a GenBank genome assembly.
GCUCAUAGAUUGUUCCGUCGAACGUAAAGUACGUCUUGAGACAGAACUUCAUCCAGCUCCUGACGUUCUGUCUCAAAACGUACUUGGAUUCUGGCAAGCAUUAUCGAGGAUGCACACCCACAAUAAAUGCCAACAUUCGGGGUACGGUGACAGGCCCGGCCGCCGGCACGUGCCGCUCCAAUUGAGAUUCCUGCCUCCUGUUUUUGGUCAAGAUCCUGAUCAAGUGUCUGUUGUGGAUCGGGGGGUGUGUUGUUAUGCUCAGGUGCUGGUUUACGCCCUGUAAGUCACCUGCGCCCUCUUCCUCCCCCCGUCUCAUUGACUUUGUCUUGACGCCGGACCCAAGUUGGGGGAGAAGGAGGGAGCGCGAUAGAUACUGCGCAAGUCUACUUUCGCAGAUCUAAUCCAGGCGCAAGUCACCGUUCCUACUCUCGUCUUGUGUGAAGCAUACGGUUGACAUCGUCGAUCACGACGGUUGAGCUGUCGUAUUAUAAUGAUAGCAGACUUGCGCAGCAUCUGCCGCACUACUGCCAAGGCCGGAUCAGGACAAUGAGAGGCGGGAUUGGACGUAAUGGCUGACAAGGCCCGUUUAUACGUACCACAGGUCUCGACCGCGUGAGAUUGGUCGGGUCUUCACAGAAACAUGUGAUGAUCGGCUCGGAUCCCAUCUGAGUAGAACUGCCAUGGAGGCCACACCGAGAAGGCCCCAUUGCAAUCUGAUUCUCUUCCGGAGAGGACCGAGUUAUCCCGCCAGUUGACAGUCUUCCAAGCCCUGCUUUUUAGCCCUUCGCGAUAAUUUAAAAGCGUGUCAGGUUGUUUAUGCUGAGAAAAUGCGCGGAAGUGCUGCGGUAACAGGGUCUCCAGAGUCGACUUCAUACACACUCUCUUUCCUUCUAAGCACCAGUCCACUGUCCGACCUGGUCAGCCAGCUGAUGCUGGGAUUAGGCGCAUGCGACCGGCGCGUCUUGAGCUUGCGCCCAUGAGCGUCCGUUGAUAUGCGAUGUACACACUUCGUGCAGCCCGAUGAAUGCGUGCUGUGUCCUUAUCUCCCGUGUGGUAAGAACCCUACAAUAGGCAGCAUCUACCGCAUUCUCCUCCCCUACCUGGCCCCGGCGUCAUGACAGAGUCAAGAAGACCGGAGGCGAGGGAAAGCGCAGGUGUCUGGCAGUCGAACUGAUGGCUUUCCUCAAGAGUGUGAGUAACAACUUGAGCCCGUGGGUCACCUCUCCGAAUGGUUCUUUUGUGCUCGAGGGUUCGCGGUUCGAUUCCUUGCCCUGUUUGGCCUGCAUAAUGGCAGGAGCAGUCAUGACAUGAAAUCUGAUGAACUACUCCCGACUGGUCACCUUACGCCCCACCCAAUCCUUCAUCUGCCUGGGCAUGGAAGCUGCCGGAAGAUGGCCGAAACCCACGUCCAACUCUGCAGUAAUGCACUUUGUUGCCUCCAACACAUUCUUUCCACGCGACAGAGAACACCAGAGUGCUGAUUCUCCUAUCCAUCGACUACACCAAAAAUGCGGUACUGCCUGACCCGACUGCCUCCGUUGCUCCAGUCCGUGGGUCGCGGCUUCCGCUCCGCAUGACCGCGGCCGACCGAUUAGCGUGAUCUGGAGACGCGUGUGACCUCUGCCAGACCCCAGGAUUAAACUUGUGGCCAUCUGGCCGACCGUUUGGAAUGUCAAAUUCAUCUUCACAGCCUUGGUCAAGUUAAGCAAAAUGUUAUGUCACAGCUGGCUCCACACCUCCUGGGCCACAACGGACACUUGACCAGGAUUUCAACCGCAGCAAUGGAGGGAGGUAGGGAUCUCAAUGGGAGCGGCGUGAACCGGCGACUGGGCCUGCUACCGCACCCCGAGUGUUGGCAUUUGUCAUGGGUGUUCAUUCCCAAUAAUACCUGCGGGAACCCAAUCUAGUUCCUGUGUCGGCCCAUCGGAUCUACCGCGUGAUCCGUUUGAGAGACGAAAAUACGCACGAGUUUCUUUCCGGCCGGGUGCGAGAACUACACUACAAUGACUACUUAAAUAGUACGAAUUCUUCUCGAUUUUCGGCGUCUCCAUAAAUUCGGGUAUAUUUUACAGAAGACUUGCACAAAAGUAUCACGUCUUAUCCUCAUUUGGUAGAAAAUCUCGCCUCCUAAUGCCAUACUCGAGGAAAGGGUAUUUUUUGGUCUUUAGAAGAUAAUUUAUUAUGACACUUUUUAAGGCCGUGGACUGUCCAUGUAUAAUGCAUCUGCCAGCUUGUUGAUGCUACUUUUAAAAUAUACAACUUAGUCCACAUCAGCCCUAUGUAAUAUAUCCUUAAUGGCAUACAAAAUUAUGUGAUUUUCCUUAGACGGAAAAUAUACAGUCUGUAGUUUGGAAACACUGGAUGCAAGUGUAAGGGGCGGGGGUCGAGUUCAAAAUUUUUUAGAACAGGCAAAGUUUUUUAAAACCGAAACAUAUCCUUUUGUUAAGUAUAAAAUUUGAAGGAGACGUAAGUCGCCACCAAAGGAGUACAAGAAAGGAUAUUUUUCUAUGUGUUUUCUUUAAGACAUAUCGGAAGUCACAAAGGCAUCGAUAGCCAAUGUAAGAAAUUCAUACUAUUUAAGUAGUCUUUUUUGCGGAAUGUGGUUUUCACAGGCAACCGAAAAGAAGCUCGCCUGAAAUCCGGCACACGGGCGCGACCGAAACAUCUUUAGAUGGUGCUGCACGAUAAUCGUUAAUCCAACCUUACUUAUGCAGUCUUUUCGAAUCGACAACAUAUCUCAGAAUUUCGGUAAAUGUUUCAUGAAAAAGCACAUAUGCCCUACCAGUGUAUAUAUAAAUAUAUGUAAUCGUAAGGAAAACUUUUAGGAGAACCGGUUGCAUCGCAGGUACAGAAUGACUGCCCAAAAACCCUGCGUACAACGCAUUACCCAUUCUCAGCAUUCCUUCGCUAUAUAUUGAUAGUCCUACACAGACAGUGGCGUGGACUUAUUAACCGUAACUUAUUCAACACGUCCUCGUUUUCACUGCUUUCGUAUUGAUCUUUUAGGUUCUCUCUCUGGCACCGGGUUUGCCGGGUCUAGAAAUAAUUCCCUUCACUGUGGCGGCUUACAACAAACGAACAGGACGUAUGGAAAUUUACGACUCUAGCCGAGCGGAUGACUUCCUCUUCAUCUCAGGCACUAAAAUGCGCACGUUGGCACGAGAGGGCCAUACUCCACCGGAUGGUUUCAUGUCUCCCACCGCCUGGGCUGUCCUGGCCAAUUACUACCAGUCCCAGGCUCGGGCCACGAAUCUUUGA